AAAAAAAACCCUAAACUGUAAAAAAACCUUUUUGUUUUGUUUGUGCGGUGGCCGUUAAAGUCCUGUUUAGAAAUUCAAACGCACGCUCCUCGAAUAACCAUAAAGCCACAAACACCGACAGAUUGAGAUCCAAGCAGGGAGGGGCAUUAGAUCCCUGCCGCAACCAUAUCUAACCUGCAUUGUAAUUUAGCUUGUGUUGUGUUUGUGAACAACCCAAAUCACAGGCACAGCGUAAAGGCCCAGCUAUGAAGGGUGAGGAGGGGAACAAGAGGUACAUCAGCUCUGAGGAGUUGAAGGAGCACAACAAGCAAGGAGAUCUGUGGAUAUCAAUUCAGGGUAAGGUUUACAAUGUCUCUGAUUGGGCCAAGGAUCACCCUGGUGGUGAGGUUCCCCUUUUGAAUCUUGCUGGCCAGGAUGUCACUGAUGCAUUCAUUGCAUACCAUCCUGGCUCAGCAUGGCAAUAUCUUGACAAAUUCUUCACCGGGUAUCACCUCAACGAUUUCCAAGUCUCUGAUGUAUCCAGGGAUUACAGGAAACUCGUGACCGAGUUUGUUAAAUUGGGGCUUUUUGAGAAGAAAGAGCAUGUCACCUUAUACACCCUCACCUCUGUUGCUGUUAUGUUUUCCAUUGUUGUUUAUGGUGUCCUCAGAUGCACAAGCGUGUGGGCUCAUUUGGGCUCUGCCAUGUUGCUGGGUUUGCUUUGGAUGCAGAGCACUUAUGUGGGUCAUGAUUCUGGUCACUAUGAGGUUAUGUCGAGUCGCGGUUACAACAAAUUAGCCCAAGUUCUGUGUGGGAAUUGCAUGACUGGGAUAAGCAUUGCCUGGUGGAAAUGGACUCACAAUGCUCAUCACAUUGCCUGUAACAGUCUUGACUAUGAUCCUGAUCUGCAGCAUAUCCCUGUUUUUGCUGUAUCUUCUCGUUUCUUCAGUUCCAUUAGAUCUUGUUUCUAUGGGAGGGAGCUCAAGUUUGAUGCUUUGUCGAGGUUUCUGAUCAGUUACCAGCACUGGACAUUCUACCCGGUCCUGUGCUUUGCCAGGGUCAACUUGUACCUUCAGACUUUUCUGCUCUUGUUUUCAGGGCGUAAAGUCCCAGAUAGAGCUUUAAACAUAUUGGGGAUCCUUGUAUUUUGGACUUGGUUCCCUCUUCUUUUGUCGUGUCUGCCAAAUUGGCCAGAAAGGAUUAUGUUUGUGCUAGCUUCCUUUGUUGUUUGUUCUGUUCAGCAUCUCCAAUUCUGUUUGAACCAUUUUGCUGCAAAUGUGUAUGUGGGGCCACCAAAGGGGAAUGACUGGUUUCAGAAGCAGACAAGUGGGACAUUGGACAUCUCUUGCUCAUCUUGGAUGGAUUGGUUCUUUGGUGGUUUGCAGUUUCAGCUUGAGCACCAUUUGUUCCCAAGGCUUCCAAGGGCUCAAUUGAGGAAGAUAUCUCCAUUGGUGAUUGAUCUUUGCAAGAAGCAUAAUUUGCCUUACAGGAGUUUGUCAUUUGUGGAGGCCAAUCUUUGGACUCUUAAGACACUCAGAACUGCUGCUCUUCAAGCUAGGAACCUCACUGACCCUUCUUCCCAGAAUUUGUUGUGGGAAGCUUUCAACACUCAUGGCUGAGCAUUUCAAUUUAAUUUCCCUUUUGUUAGUUAUUGUACAAUAAUGAAGAUAGGAUCACAGAACUCGGGCUCUUCAUCGUAACUAUUUGCGGAUCUUAUUUUAAUGAUCAUAUUUGCUUAUUCACGUCUUA
This is a messenger RNA of Lotus japonicus, 1728 nucleotides long. RefSeq names its product delta(8)-fatty-acid desaturase 2-like. The coding region runs from base 246 to 1598 and encodes 450 amino acids. Gene Ontology annotation, biological process: lipid metabolic process. The transcript has 2 exons. The record is from RefSeq and is a predicted model, not a curated record. NCBI's taxonomy places the organism in Eukaryota, Viridiplantae, Streptophyta, Magnoliopsida, Fabales, Fabaceae. Gene Ontology annotation, molecular function: oxidoreductase activity, acting on paired donors, with oxidation of a pair of donors resulting in the reduction of molecular oxygen to two molecules of water. Gene Ontology annotation, cellular component: membrane.